Zasmidium cellare ATCC 36951 is the source of this 1476-nucleotide messenger RNA. RefSeq lists its product as uncharacterized. The transcript is spliced from 3 exons. The record is from RefSeq and is a predicted model, not a curated record. The coding region runs from base 1 to 1476 and encodes 491 amino acids. Lineage: Eukaryota; Fungi; Ascomycota; Dothideomycetes; Mycosphaerellales; Mycosphaerellaceae.
AUGCGCUAUCAGAAUCUGUCGGAGAAGAAGCGGUCGUCGGUGGUAUCGAGAUCGAAGUCGUUGUCGACAACAUCGGGAUGUGUGAUGAUCAUCAUCUGCCAGCACAUCCUCCUAUGGAGCGCUCUGUACGUUGCAGCAAGCGCAAUAUACGCCCUUGCGGUGGAGGCAGUGGUCACAAACAACAUCCCGUCGAUAGUCAUGUUUCUAGUGGGAAGCUGCCUUUCCCUAUUCUAUCUGGUCCUUCAAAAUGUCACAACACAUCUUCGAAAGCGCGCUCGGGAUCGAUGGCAGAGCGAAAGAGUCGAUACUUACCAAUCUCUUGCCACAUUCGUGCUGAGGCGAUUCCUGGUCCUCGCUUGGGUCGUCACCAGUGUUCUAGCAAUCGUCCUCACGGCAUCAAGAGGAGUACUAUGGCCUUGUCAACCCGAAAGUGAUAGUAGGACCAUGCCACUAGACGUGGGAACGACCUGCGUCGUGAACCGUGUCGAGAUGCUGGCAUGCAUAAUAACCGCCCUCGCCAGCGCCUCCCUCUUCAUUCUCUCACACAUGGUCCACGAGCCCUCCCGCUGCCACCUCUUCGGCUACAUCACAGAGCAAGACCUCCUCCCACUCUUCCUCCCCUACCGAGCCUCCCACGACCGUCCACCCCUCUUCUCCGACAUGUCGUUCAAAUGCCGCUCUUCCUCCUCCCUUUCCACCCAAACGGCCAUCGGACCCUGCAGCUACUCGACAACCCACCUCCUGGCCUGCUCAGAACCAAAACAACCUCUCGGCCUAGGGAUCUACACAGGCCACCGCUCUGCGCCCUCCCUCCUCCGUCCUCGCCCCUCGCUAGCUUCCAUCCGCUCCCACGUAAGCGUCCACCUCCCACCACCUCCAACGGAGCCCCUCCCGCCCCUCCCAGCGUACUUCCCAGAGAAAUACCACCAACCAACAACCACCAUCCACACAGCAAUCUACCCACCCCGCAAACUCUACGGCCUGCACCCAAACUCCAGCCUCAACGUCGUCAGAAUCAUCACCCCGCCCUCCCCAGCGCUCUCCAAAGAUAACCUCACGGCCCUGAACAGAAGCAACGAGUCCCAGAACUCCCUAAGCAGCGUAUACAGCCGGAGUAUCAGCGGGGAUAGACCCUCGCCCCCGCCUCGCAAGCUCAGCGAGAGCGACAGGACGAUGAGUUCGAGCAGCACCGGCACGGUCAAGCGCAGUCCGCUCGGAGCGAUGAGGUUAGCCGAAGACCCCGAGAAUGUCGUGAUGGCGCGGUCGAGGAUGUCCAGUUCGAGUUCCGAGUCGGAGAUCGACGAUGUCGCGGCUCUGCAGGCGCGGGUGCAGAGGGUGGAUAGUAGGGAAGGGCUGGUCAAGACGUCGGAGCUGGAGGGUUAUGUGGACCGGCAGAUUAGAUUCAGUCUGAAGCCGUUGAAUGUUCGGCAGUGUUAUGAAUCAACUCAAUCAGAUCAAUCUAAGGCACUAAUCUGA